AUAAAUUACACAAAAAGAGACCUCUUCCAAUUUUUUCCGCCUCUCACCUCUUUCACCAUUCUCAUUUUUUGAAUAAAAUAAUAAUAAAUAAAGGCAAAUCCCACUUUCCAUAUUCUAUAAACCAAAUCCAAACACUCUUCACACUCUUUGCCUCAUCUCACCGGUACACUAUUUUCUCUCUUCUCUAUCCUUCUCAAACUCUCUUCUAUUCUAUUUUAUUGCACCUACUUACUCUUACUACAAUAUAUUAUCCAAACCCUUGGGAUCAAUAAACAAACAAAAUAUUCAUAUUCAUUUUUAUAAUGAAAGGUGAAUACGCAGAACAACAACAACAACAUCAAAAUCCAAACAAAGGAACCGAAACACCACCACCUUCAUUACUAUUCUCAAAACUUCACCAAUCAAAUUCUCAAAACAAUUCAUUAUUUCAUCCUUUUCAACUCUCUCAUGAAUGUCAAACAAUCGGAGAAGACAGCACCGGCGGUGGCGGUGCUCAGAAACCGAACUCAUCCGGCGAUGGUGCGACAAUCGAGGUUGUUAGACGACCUAGAGGACGUCCGCCUGGAUCUAAAAACAGACCAAAACCGCCUAUUAUAAUAACACGUGAUUCAGAACCUGCUAUGAGUCCUUUUAUUCUAGAAGUUUCUGGUGGAAACGACGUCGUUGAAGCUAUUUCACAGUUUAGUCGUCGUAAGAAUAUUGGUUUAUGUGUUUUAACCGGUUCAGGAGCAGUUGCUAAUGUUACCCUCCGUCAACCGUCAACUACACCUGGAACUACCGUUACUUUUCACGGUCGUUUUGAUAUUUUAUCUGUAACCGCUACUUUUCUUCCUCAACAAUCCGGUGGUGGUGGUGGUGGUUCGCCGGCUGUUCCGAGUGGAUUCUCGAUCUCGCUUGCUGGACCGCAAGGACAGAUCGUUGGUGGAAUUGUUGCUGGAAAUUUGAUAGCUGCGGGAACGGUUUUUAUUAUUGCUGCUUCGUUUAAUAAUCCUUCGUAUUAUAGGUUGCCUUUACAAGAAGAAGAUGGAAACUCGGUGUCUGGCGGUGAUGGCAAUUCUCCGGCUGUUUCCGGUGCGGUGGAUAGCGGUCAAGGCGGUGGUGAUCAGUCGUGUGGGAUGUCUAUGUACAGCUGUCAUAUGCCAUCAUCUGAUGUGAUUUGGGCUCCAUCUGCAAGACCACCACCUUACUGAGAUAAUCAUGAUGAUAAAUCACAUUUUUAUUUCUUUGCUUAAAAAACUUUGUUGCUUAUUAUGCUUAUUUUAUUUUUAUUGGUAUUGUUAUGUUUAAUUAUUUUGUAAACAGAAAUUAACAAGACUAGAUUAGAGUAUGGUAGUUAUUUAUGUUUGCUAGUUAGCUAGGUUGGUUAUUAAUAGCAUUGGUUUAGGUAUAUUCGUUUUGUUCAUUGUGUAUUAGAUUGGUUUACUUUAUUAGUAUGAGUGUACUAGUUGCGUGCGUUUGUUGAUUGUGCUUUCUCUAAUGCUUUAUUAAUUGAUGUAUUUUUUGACGAA
Molecule: messenger RNA, 1508 nt
Organism: Trifolium pratense (red clover)
Lineage: Eukaryota; Viridiplantae; Streptophyta; Magnoliopsida; Fabales; Fabaceae
Product: AT-hook motif nuclear-localized protein 17
Exons: 1
Coding region: 303-1190 (295 amino acids)
Cellular component (GO): nucleus
Molecular function (GO): DNA-binding transcription factor activity; minor groove of adenine-thymine-rich DNA binding
Source: RefSeq, a predicted model, not a curated record